This is a messenger RNA of Didymella exigua CBS 183.55, 1212 nucleotides long. RefSeq lists its product as uncharacterized. Bases 296 to 994 code for a protein of 232 amino acids. The record is from RefSeq and is a predicted model, not a curated record. The transcript has a single exon. Lineage: Eukaryota; Fungi; Ascomycota; Dothideomycetes; Pleosporales; Didymellaceae.
UCAUAUUGGUAUCCUGCUCGUACGCUCGAUAUCACUCAGAGCCUCGCAUCUGUCCCCAGAGCACGCCCACCAAAACCGCCAUGUCAGAUACCGUUCCAGACAUACUUGCUCGUCUCGCCUGAGCACACCGAAGCUUGUGUCAGGGUUUCUACACCAUAAACUCGGCACUGAAAUGCGCCGCUGUUCACACUGAACCACGAGCGAUCUCGGGAGAAAACUGACGGCCGCUCAAAGAUCGGGCUAUGCACCACCGUUGCUCCGAAUUCUACUGACGAAAGGGGCCGAUAACGCCACGAUGGGUGGGACUGUUUGGUUCUGUAGCGAAUGUGAGCAUGGCCCAUUGGGCGAUUGGUCCCCAAUCUGUGUCAAUUGCGGUCACAAGUGGCGCGAGUAUUGUCUUUAUACGGAUACUACCAGGUAUGGUGAGACCGGCGGGAGAAGUUCAAAAGGGAAUCAGGGGAGCGCACCUGGCGUGACUGACGAUGAAAUUGUUGAUGAGGGCAGCUACGUUAGAGGAUAUUGUUUUCAAGAUGAAGGUCUGGCCAAUAUAGAUCACGCAGCGGACAUGGUACGGUGUCAGGAGGAGGAUUAUUCACAUCGCACACCAUGGCACAGUCUCCGAUCUGGCUCUAUACAAAAGUGUAUGCAAGUUGACACCGACACUGAAUCUGACGACCAUGGACGAUCCGUGGUCUCUGGGGCAUCGUCCGUCGCGCUCAACUCGUGGGCAUCGUCCGUCGUGCUCAACUCGUGGGCAUCGUCCGUCGCGCUCACCUCGUGGGCUAGCGGCUGCACUGCAGUGGAAAUGGAGGGCGCACCCAUUGAACUGCAGAGCGUCUUUGAGAAAGACUCCCGCCUCGCUCAACUGUACUGUCUAGCGCUUGAGGCCGAGUCUAUUGGCCGGGUGAGGUUACAGCGAAACGUGGAAGGGUUGCUGAAAAGCAUGGAGCGAGAACUGAAGGCUGAAAAGCAUGGAGCGGGAACUGAGGGCUGAGGCGAACAAGGAGAUGGAGAAACUUGCUUCUCGCUCUGUGUCUACAAAGGCAAGAUCCGUGGCGGGAUCACAGUCACGCCUUGUGACGAGCUCGGAUCGAAUCAGCGAUUCAUCGCUGCACCGUUGAACUGGAUUCGGGCGGCUUCUAGGAGCGUUGCGAGACUGAGCUCAAAGAAGACGCAGCGUGACAGUACCCCACCACAACGCCACGGCCCCGA